CGACUACGCCACGAAUAAAACUAAACCAAAAUCUGUUUAAGGCCCAGCCCAGUCCAGUCCAGCUCAGUCCAGCCCAGCCCACUCUGCAUAAUUGAGCGUGUGUGUUUUCAGCGUGAGGAGCAGGCACAGUCAUGUCAUGGGAGAGCAUCGCAUCUAAAGACCUGCUAAGUAGCAUUCCACCUAGUCACAAUCUGUCUGCCACACAUCUGUUGGCUUCUCCGGAUGGGUCGCGCUAUUUGCUGGAAAAUUCAAAUGAUUUUUGUCAACUAGAUGAGAGCUAUUCGCGAAUCGCAGGCUAUGGUUCCAGUCCGGAGGGAGGUUCAUUGUGGGCACGACAGAGUCUAUUACGUCCAGGCAACUCGGUGAUUAGCUGCUUCUGGGCUUGCCAACGCAGCUUGCGUCAGUAUAUGGCCAAACGAAAGAUCGAGCGGGGCUUGCGUCUGUAUGAGCAACAUAAUCAAACCGCAGCCGUGCGCACCUGGCGCAGUGCUCUGGGCACCUGUAGGCGGGAGGAUUGCUUUCAGCUGCUGGGCUAUUUGUAUCAGGCACACAUGGACUGGGGAAAGUACCGGGAGGCCAUCGAAUUUGGACACCAGCAGUUAGGCAUAUCCGAGGAGCUGGACUCUCCAACCAUGCGAGCCGAAACCUAUUUGAAUCUGAGUCGAGCACAUGCCAGUCUGGGUGGCUUGGAGCGGGCUCUGAGCUAUGCCCGGCAUUCGCUAUAUAAUGAGUGUGGCACCAAGUGCCGUACUGGAGGUUUGGUACAUUUGACCGUGGCACGCGUGUACCUAGAGAUGGGCGGCUUCUCAAGAGCUUUGGAAGGUCUGCAGGGUGCCCAUAAAAUAGCCACUGCCAUUGGGGAUCCCUCGCUGGAACUGCAGGUCUAUGUGGCCCUUUCAGAGCUAUUUGGACGUCUGCAAGAUAAUGACAAGAGCGCCACCUAUGCCUCGAAAGCCUACGAUCUAUCUAGAUCAUUGCAAUUGGGCGAUCUAAACUCUUGUCACCAUCGGGCUGCACUGCUUCGCAUGGCGGCCUCGCUGCGCAAACAGGGUGAUCUGGGGGAUGCCCACGACUACUGUAUGGAGGCAACUAGACUGUCGCUAAUAUCCGGUGAUCAAGCAACCUAUACUCGGUGCAUUCGCGUCAUGGGCGACAUAUACCGCAAGAAAAUGGAUAUCGAUCGCGCUUUUAGGCAAUACGAGCAAGCGAUGGGCACCUCAGCUUCUUUGGGUGAUCGCAUGGCACAAAUGGAGGCAAUGGAUGGAGCCGCACGUUGUUUGGAGGCGCUACGUCUUCAGCAGAAGAUUUGCAAUUGCAGACCCCUGGAGUUUAACACCCGUUUGCUGGAGGUCGCCAGCUCUAUAGGUGCCAAGCUAUUGGUCCGUAAGAUACGCAGCCGAUUGGCGCUGAUCUACCGUGCCCUAGGCGAUGAGGAUCAGUACAACACGCACUUUCGCUUGGCAAACCAAACUGAUGCGGCCCUGGGCUUAAACUGCGGCGCCUGUGGAGAGCUCUUUGGCUUGCAGCCGGAUUCAUUGGAAGCGCUACCAUGCGCCCACAUUCUCCAUGCGAGAUGUGCCCAUGACAUAAUGCGACGGCGGGACAAGAACACACCGACACGCUCUUGUCCGGCCUGCAAUAAGGUGCUCAGCUCCCGACUACACUUGUGCGGAACGGGUGGUGCCAAUGCUGAGAACGAGAGCACUGAUGGAGGCAGCGCAGCGACCGUAACGCUCAAUGCCAAUGGGCUGGCAGUUGAGGGAUUCCUGGGUCUGCAUAAUGAAGCACUUUUGCCGCUACCAGUACGUGGCAAUGAGUCGGCCGUAUUCUGCAAUGGUUUGAAUAACAAGUCCAUGCCCAGCAUUGAGAGUACGACGCUACUGCUGACAGCCAACAACUCCCCAAAGGCUGUCUAUCGAAGCAACCUGUCCCUCGCAUCGUUGAGCAUGCGUGCGUCCAGUCUGACCAUCGACAGUGAUCGCAACGCCACAUCCUCCGUCUGAGGCGGCAGGGAGGCGCAUAGAGCCUUGGACCACAACCGCCCAAUAUAGAGGCUAGCAGCAAUUUACAUCAGCGCACACACACACAGACACACUAACACACACACUAACACACACAACUUUCCUGCCCGCUCUAGCAGUUGAUUCUUUGUUGUUCGAUCGUUCCUGGCAUAGCAAACAGAAACUGAGAAUUCCCACAUAUGCAUUUUGUCAAAACAUUUGGCCAGUCGCUAGUGGAGCGCAUGCGCACCAGCUCGUGAGUAUUGUGAUUAUAUCGAUCCAAUAGAUAAAUUAUAGCUAGAUAGCUUACACAUAGUCGGAUGCAUCACAAAUGCACAUUAAAGUUAACAAUGAACUCAUCUCUUCCAAAAGUGUUUCCUGAGUGAAAGCGAACUCCUUUUAGACAAUGGCUCUAGGUACCAGAUUGCAGGGCAUUUGCAGAGCAAUAUAUAGUACCUACAGCAAUUGUUUGAGAUAUUAUAGUUUUUCAAGGCGACGACAUAGCUUAUUUAAAUCUUGCAACGUACUCGUAUGUAGAUUCAACGAACCUCGUUAAAAACCUUGAUAAUGAAGUGAAUAGUGUACCUUAAUCGAAGUAAGAUGCUAGGAUGGUCUAUUGAAAGAAUAUACUUAUAAAAAAAAAAAAACAUAGCAGAAAUAGAGAAAAACACAGACAUGCUGUUAAAAUAUUGAAAUUCCAUACAACAUAUAGAAGAUAUACAUGAUAUAUAUGUAUGUAUAUAUAUAUAUAGUAUAUAUAUACACACGAACAUACACAAAUACCUUUAGACUCGAUAUUAAAGCGAACAAUUCAGAAAAUAGAACAGAGAAAUACAAAUGAAACCAAAAGAAACUCAAGAAAUAUCGAGUUACUAUUUAUGACAUACGAGAAACCCAUUUUAAAUGUUACUGCUAGACGAUGCUU
Molecule: messenger RNA, 2925 nt
Organism: Scaptodrosophila lebanonensis
Lineage: Eukaryota; Metazoa; Arthropoda; Insecta; Diptera; Drosophilidae
Product: 43 kDa receptor-associated protein of the synapse homolog
Exons: 8
Coding region: 132-2003 (623 amino acids)
Biological process (GO): chemical synaptic transmission
Cellular component (GO): synapse
Molecular function (GO): protein-membrane adaptor activity; acetylcholine receptor binding
Source: RefSeq, a predicted model, not a curated record